CUACUAGAGAAGUCGGAUCUUCAUGCGGUGCUGGCUGAUAAGCUUCAAGCAGAAAAAUAUGAGAUGCAGAGCAGACAUGAGAUCAGUCCAGGACAUGAUGGCACAUGGAAUGAUGCUCAGUUGCAGGAACUGGCACAGCUGAAGAUAAAGCAUCAAGAGGAGCUGACAGAGCUGCAUAAGAAACGUGGCGAGCUGGCCCAGUCUGUAAUUGAUCUGAAUAACCAAAUGCAGCAGAAGGACAAAGAGAUGCAGAUGAAUGAAGCAAAGAUUGCAGAGUAUUUGCAAAAGAUCUCUGAACUGGAAACAGAGUGCCAGGAAUUGCGUAGCAAGUUGCAAGAUCUUGAGCGAGCUAAUCAGACACUGAAAGAUGAAUAUGAUGCUCUCCAGAUCACCUUCAAUGCCUUGGAGGAGAAACUAAGGAAAACUACUGAAGACAACCAGGAGCUGGUCUCACGUUGGAUGGCAGAGAAAGCUCAAGAAGCCAAUCGUUUGAAUGCAGAAAAUGAAAAGGAUUCAAGGAGACGACAAGCCAGGCUGCAGAAGGAGCUAGCAGAAGCUGCCAAAGAACCCCUGCCUGUUGAACCGGAUGAUGAUAUUGAAGUGCUUGCAGAUGAAACCUCUGACACAGCUGAGGAGACAUCUCCAGUGCGAGCUAUCAGCCGAACAUCCAGUAAGCGACUCUCCCAGCCAGCUGGAGGCCUUCUGGACUCUAUCACUAAUAUCUUUGGUCUGUCUGAGUCUCCCCUUUUGGGACAUCAAUCUUCUGAUGCUGCCAGGAGGCGUUCUUUGUCCUCGUUCCCUGCUCCCCAAGAUAAUGUAGAGCCACAUCCAGGUGCCAGUAAAGAAGUGAGAGUGCCCACUACUGCCGUAUGUGUCUUUGAUGCACAUGAUGGGGAGGUGAAUGCAGUGCAGUUCAGCCCUGGCUCCCGGUUACUAGCAACAGGAGGCAUGGACCGGAGAGUUAAGCUUUGGGAAGUCUUGGGAGAUAGGUGUGAGCCCAAAGGUUCCCUCUCUGGUAGUAAUGCUGGGAUUACAAGCAUAGAAUUUGAUAGUGCUGGUUCUUACCUCUUAGCAGCUUCAAAUGACUUCGCCAGCAGAAUCUGGACAGUUGAUGACAAUCGAUUAAGGCACACCCUGACAGGUCACAGCGGUAAAGUUCUGUCAGCCAAGUUCUUGCUGGACAAUGCACGCAUUGUUUCGGGAAGUCAUGACCGGACCCUCAAGCUCUGGGACCUCCGUAGCAAAGUUUGUAUAAAAACAGUGUUUGCAGGAUCUAGCUGCAAUGACAUCGUAUGUACUGAGCAAUGUGUAAUGAGUGGACACUUUGAUAAGAAAAUUCGUUUCUGGGAUAUCAGGACUGAAAGCAUAGUAAAAGAACUGGAGCUGCUUGGAAGAAUCACAGCUCUGGACCUGAACUCAGAGCGAACAGAGCUUUUGACAUGUUCCCGUGAUGAUCUAUUAAAGAUCAUUGAUCUGCGGGUUAGUGCUGUCAAGCAGACAUUCAGUGCCCAGGGAUUCAAAUGUGGCUCUGACUGGACAAGAGUUGUGUUCAGCCCUGAUGGUAACUAUGUGGCUGCUGGUUCAGCUGAUGGGGCCCUCUAUGUUUGGAAUGUGCUCACUGGGAAGUUGGAGAGGACACUUGCAAAGCAUCACAGUUCUCCUAUCAAUGCAGUCGCGUGGUCACCAGCGGGUGCCCAUGUGGUCAGUGUGGACAAAGGAAACAAGGCUGUCCUGUGGUCUGAAUUUUGACUGAACGGAGGGUGAAAGGCAGAGCAUCCGGUGCCCCUGUGCAUGGUGGUGCUGGUCCGUGGCUGACAGAAUGGAGACCCGAGCCCAGAUCCAUCCUGAGUCAGGAUAUUAACAAGCGCAUGGGCUUCACUUUUCAGAGGAAAGUUCAAAGCAAUGGAGAAGGAGCCUCAGUCAGAGACUUCUUAUGGCCGUAACUGCACUGUGGCACUCGGACUCAAGGGAUUAGCUGUUCUGGGUGGAGAAUGCUACUUAGUCAUGCCUUUACAUGCAGCAUCUAUGCACCAAGUGGAGCUGAAGACACGAGGGGGAUUCCUCACCAGACAGCUGUGCCAAAUACUCUGUCACACAAAUGUAUCUACAGCACUUCUGAGUUGGAAACGUUGGAAAGAAGUUAUGCUGACUUAAUACAUGUCCCGUCUCCUGUGUUCUGUUCUUGUGGCCUAGUUCAGGCAUGGGGUGAGAAGAUCCUGAAGUGUGGACAGGUCCUAGGCAGUCUAAAGUGUUGGAACAGCUUUUAAAGAGAGUCUCCCAGGGCUCUGGCAGCUCUGCUUUUGAGUUAGCAGCUCAAUUCAGAUCUGCUCUGAUCCUGACACAGGUUCUCCAGCGCUGUUAUGUGAACUAUUUUUAU
Antrostomus carolinensis (chuck-will's-widow) is the source of this 2377-nucleotide messenger RNA. It is a transcript of the gene ATG16L1, whose product is annotated as autophagy related 16 like 1. The record is from RefSeq and is a predicted model, not a curated record. Gene Ontology annotation, cellular component: Atg12-Atg5-Atg16 complex; phagophore assembly site membrane; autophagosome membrane. Gene Ontology annotation, biological process: autophagosome assembly. Gene Ontology annotation, molecular function: protein-membrane adaptor activity; protein binding. Bases 64 to 1749 code for a protein of 561 amino acids. Lineage: Eukaryota; Metazoa; Chordata; Aves; Caprimulgiformes; Caprimulgidae. The transcript has 18 exons.